AUGCGGUGUAUAUCCACUCGUUCCUAUGAGUCAGCGGACCCUCUCACGGACUGCACGGUGGCCGUGCAGCAACUAAUGAGUAAGCGUUCGCUGCUGCCGCCCUCCCCGACAGCCGACGAGCUGCUACAGCUUCUACAGGAGUCUGGCCACCCUUGCACUUCAUCGACGGCGCCGGAUAGCGACAUGGGGGUGCUCGGGUGGCCGCCGGCGUCCUUCUCGGCCUCGAGCAUCAAGUGCAAGUGUCCUACGAGCAGCCGUGUGGCGAGCAGUUUUGCCGCUGCUGGGGCUCACUCGGUGCUGGGCGAGAUGCUGCAGUUCUUCGCCGAGUCAGUGACACACCUCUUCACGACCGGUGUGGCCGAUCCGUCCGUGCGCGCGUUUCCUUCAGAGUGGGAUCGUCGCCUGCAUGCACCGGCAGCUGCGUCCCUGCGCCAGCACCACCUCUAUGAGCUACAGGGCUUUAGCGCGCUGUUCACCUACAUGUGGGGUCAGGUGGCUACGUCUUUGCCACUUUUGCGAGAGCAGCAGGGAGAAGAGAAGGCCCUAGUAGAGUCUACAGAGCGCAGCAUGGUGUCGCCAAACUCGGAGGCGACGAGGUCCACUCGCAGCUCAAGUGCGAAGAGUCCAGCGGCGCAGCAGCCACCGUCCCCUCUUCUGCUCUCUACGUCAGCCGCCACAGCGCACCAGCCCCAACCCUUUCAUCGGACCGCGAGAAAGGGCGGCAGUGGCGGUCUUCAAAGCGGAAACUCUUCAGGGCAUGUGCGCCCUCUCCUCCCCCUCGCCCCGGCGGCUCUGCAUCUGCCGAAUGCUGAGAUAGAGUCCGUCCACUGUCGAGGAAAGCGUCAGAAAGACGGCCUUAACUCUGCGGUGCCGAGUCGAUUGGCAGCACAGCCGCCGACUCUAGCCGUGCUUCAGCACGCGCUGACAGCGCAAGCGAGGGCACGGGGACCAUUUCUGCCCUCGAUUCCGCCCGAAGGACUUUUGCCGUCUUCAGGUGCUCGAAGGCUUGAGGGGCCGCACCCAGAGAACUCCGGCGCGGCAAACGACUAUGCAAAGCAUUCGCUGGCAUCGGCGGCGUCUGAUUCUAAGGCGACAGCAUCGCAUCCCACAUCAGCACAAAUAUUGUCGGUGGAACAGGCGAUGCAGCUGGACCGUCAGCGUGAGCUGCAAAGAAAACUAGGAGUCCGCCGCGUGCGCAACUACGCAGCCGAGGAUGACAUGCGCAACUACCUCGACAACUAUCAGGCUAAUAUGCGGAGUGUGUUAGAGGGAGAUGAUGUGGCAGAAGAUGGCACGUAG
Molecule: messenger RNA, 1299 nt
Organism: Leishmania mexicana MHOM/GT/2001/U1103
Lineage: Eukaryota; Euglenozoa; Kinetoplastea; Trypanosomatida; Trypanosomatidae
Exons: 1
Coding region: 1-1299 (432 amino acids)
Source: RefSeq, a predicted model, not a curated record